CACGAAUAUUGUCUCUGCACUUCACUUCUCUUUAGACGCAAUGGCUGUCAAAACGCUCGAGGUCAAACCCCUUCCUGUUCCUGCCAACUCAGCCGUCGACUUUGGUGUCCAAAUCGACGAUGUCGAUGUCGAGAACCUCAGUGACGCAGACUUCGCCGCUAUUCGAGAAGCACUCUACAACCACCACGUUGUAGUCCUCAAGAACCAAAGCGGUCUCUCCCCAAAAGCUCAAUUUGAACUUACACGCCGUUUUGACCCUGCCUCCGAGAACUAUGGCCAUGGCAAGACACUUGAUGCCAAGCGCUCUGUCCUGCACCCCGACCUCAAGACGAUCCCACAUCAGCCACAGGUCCAGGUUAUUGGGAAUGGGUUUUAUGAGGAGUACGAAGGACUGAAGAAUAUCACGCUUAAGCACCCACACCACAAGACGUUCCAUAAGGACGCUAUCUCAGAGGAGGACGAUCUAAAAUAUACACGUUUCUACCGCUGGCACAUAGACGCUGCGCUGUAUGCGCUCAACCCACCAAAGGUCACCUCCCUCCUGGCCGUUAACGUGCCCGCUGGCAGACGCCAAACCGUUCGCUACGAUGAUGGAACUGGCGAUGAAUUGGAUGUCCCUCUUGGGACCACCGCUUUUGUUUCCGGACAAAGAAUGUACAACCUUUUGAGUGAGGAGGAUAAGGAAUUCGUCCGCACCGCAAAGGUCGAAUAUGCCCCCCACCCAUACAUCUGGAUGUCGCCUGCCCACUCCCGUUCUGAUGGAUUGGGCAUGAUAUCUGAAGGUCUCGAGCUCCCUAAUUCGGAGCUUCCCCCAGUCAACGAGGCCGAUAUCAAGAUCCUUCCUAUGGUCUGGAAGAACCCUGUCACUGGAAAUCUUUCCUUGCAGAUUCACCCCAGCGCUAUCAAGGCCAUCCAUCUCCCCGACGGAAAGGUGAUGACAGAUUUGAAGGAGGUUAGGGAUUUGGUCCACAGAUUGCAGCGCCCCGGUAUUGCGCCAAAGUACGUGUACGCGCACGACUGGGCCGAGGGAGACUGUGUUCUCUUCAACAACCAAGGUGUAAUUCACAGUGUGGUUGGGGCCUUCACACCCGAGGAGAAGAGGCUCUUUAGGCAAUGCAACUUGGCUAGCGGCGAGGGGGUUAUGGGUCCCGAUGGCAAGCUCUACUAGGCAACGGGGCUGGAAAGGGUCAAAAAGGAGGGUUUUCACUGAUGGUUGAUAUAUAUCGUUCACAUUUGUUGGGAGCAUUUACGAACUCGGCGUUGGACGCAUCUAACUAAGCCUCAUCUGCAGAGGAACUCGGCGUUUGAACGUAACUAAGCGUAUACCCCUUUUUUGCUCGUUACGAGUUGCUUAAAAAUAUACUUUACUGCUGCA
This is a messenger RNA of Amorphotheca resinae ATCC 22711, 1375 nucleotides long. RefSeq lists its product as hypothetical. Bases 41 to 1168 code for a protein of 375 amino acids. The transcript has a single exon. Gene Ontology annotation, molecular function: oxidoreductase activity. NCBI's taxonomy places the organism in Eukaryota, Fungi, Ascomycota, Leotiomycetes, Helotiales, Amorphothecaceae. The record is from RefSeq and is a predicted model, not a curated record.